Poecile atricapillus (Black-capped chickadee) is the source of this 1986-nucleotide messenger RNA. RefSeq names its product popeye domain containing 2 (gene POPDC2). The coding region runs from base 382 to 1494 and encodes 370 amino acids. The transcript has 4 exons. Lineage: Eukaryota; Metazoa; Chordata; Aves; Passeriformes; Paridae. Gene Ontology annotation, cellular component: sarcolemma. The record is from RefSeq and is a predicted model, not a curated record. Gene Ontology annotation, molecular function: cAMP binding.
AGCUCCCUCUGCUGCUCUCUCACUGUCGCUAUUCCAUUUGCUGCAGCGCAGGCAAGACAGGCACUGCAAGAUCUCUGUCCUGUCUCUGAGUUUUCCAGCUAAUGGCCUCGACUCCUUUUUUGACUGAGCUCUUUUGGCCUCACGUUUGCCAGCUUCUUUUCUCACUGUUGUGGCUAAGAAGGGGGCCAGCCGACGCUUUGUGAGCCACAAAGAGGAGAAGUGAACGCUUUUGGAAUUUUUCUAGUGCAAAAACAUUUGGCAGCACUUUUUUAGCAUGUUGCUCUGAAGCGCUGCUGUGGGACCAGACGGUGCUCAAGAGGAAGAGGAGGAACAGCUACCCAGCAGCUCUGGUUUCCAACCUCUGCAGCACCCUUUUUGUGUAUGACAAUUCAUUUUGAGCGCAGGACGGCUGGGGAGGGUGGGGAGUGGGGAAGGAUGAGCGCAAACAGCCCCUCUUGGGACCAGGCUAUUCUCCAGCCUCCCGUGUGUGAUGCCUGGAAGGAGAUUAUGGAGGAAGCAGCCUACCAGCUGGCCAGCUGCAUUGUCCUCCUGGGUUACAUGGGGGGAAGUGGCAUCUUUGGGUCCCUCUAUAUAUUUGGCCUCCUGGCCCCAGGCUACUUCUGCUAUGCUCUGUGGGGCUGGCUGAGCGCUUGUGGGCUGGAUAUCUUCAUCUGGAACAUGCUGCUGGUCUUCGCCUGCUUGCUUCAGCUGGCUCACCUGGCUUACCGGCUCCGCAGAAACACCAUCCCAGAAGAGUUUGACCUCCUGUACAAGACCAUGUACCUGCCCUUGCAGGUGCCCCUGGAAGUCUACAAAGAAAUCGUGAAGUGCUGUGAAGAACAGGUCCAGUCGCUAGUCAGAGACCAGAAUUAUGCGGUGGAGGGCAAGACGCCCAUUGACCGCCUCUCGUUGCUGCUGUCGGGCAGGAUCCGAGUGUGCCAGGAUGGACAAUUCCUUCAUUACGUCUUUCCAUACCAGUUCCUGGACUCUCCAGAAUGGGAGUCACUGCGACCCUCUGAGGAAGGAACUUUCCAGGUCACGCUGACAGCCGAGACUGACUGCAGCUACAUCACCUGGCCGAGGAAGAAGCUGUACCUCCUCCUGAGGAAGGACCGCUACAUCGCCCGUCUCUUCUCCUCCCAUCUGGGCUAUGACAUCUCGGAGAAGCUCUACUCCCUCAAUGAGAAGCUCUUCGCCAAGUUUGGCCUCCGCUUUGACAUCCGCUUGCCCAGCCUCUACCAUGUCCUUGGGCCAGCCUCCUCCGAGGGGGAGUCGGAGGACUGUGAGGAGCUGAUGCCCAGCUCUGGCCAGGCCAGCGUCUCUGAGCCACCGCCACAGCCGCCACCACCGCCACCACCGGCUCCACGCCCCCGGGCAUCCCGGCCCGACAGUGACCUGCUGGGUGAGGACUCCACCAGUCUUGUCUUGGAAGAUUUUGCUGAGUUGCCGGGGUCUUUUAUGGACUAUGUGAGCGAAGGGGAGUAUAUGAAGUGAGGGCACUCCUGGCACGGGCACAUCUCACCCUGUGUGGGACCCUCGCCCUCUGAAAACCAUCUCCAGAGUUCUCACCCUCUCUGCAAAGGACGAGCCCCUCUGGCUCCCACUCAGACCCCUGAACUCUAGGGAACAACAGGCUGUUUUGAUCCCAAAGCCCCUCCAAGGGAGCAGAUGCUCACACAGGUUUUUGACCAGAGACACUCUUUAGCAUGCAGAGACAUCUGCCAGCAGAUAUCUACACUCAGGAGCACAUGAAGCACAUGCUUAAGACUGCAGUGUGACACUCCAGCACCUCUCACCCCAUGGCUGUUCACCAGAGCUGCCUUCCCCAGCCUGCUUCCAUGGUUUGUUUUCUAGUCCUGCCUCUCUGAGGUUGUCAGCAGCUCUGUCACCAAAGUGCACCAACAUCCUGUAAGCAAUACAAGCCUGCUUGCAGAAUCUGUGUUCCCUUUGAUUCAAUGAUUCCCAUUAAAGUCAGAGAUGAAACUA